This is a messenger RNA of Bufo bufo (common toad), 2765 nucleotides long. RefSeq names its product terminal nucleotidyltransferase 5D (gene TENT5D). Lineage: Eukaryota; Metazoa; Chordata; Amphibia; Anura; Bufonidae. The coding region runs from base 452 to 1627 and encodes 391 amino acids. The record is from RefSeq and is a predicted model, not a curated record. The transcript has 3 exons. Gene Ontology annotation, molecular function: RNA binding; poly(A) RNA polymerase activity. Gene Ontology annotation, biological process: mRNA stabilization.
CCCGCUCAAAUUGUAGGCAGGCGGGCGGACUUCAUUUAUAGGUCACUCGGUGGGCGGGUUCCCCCAUGACGUCGAGAAGUGGGCGGUUCCUAUCUGUCACAGGAGUCGUGACGUCACGUUGUCAUGGAGACAGUAUUACGCCGGGAAGACGGUGAGGUAGGUGAGGAGGAGGCUCCGCUGUUGGUUGACGCGCACUCGAGGACUCGCAGUUACCGGGAGCCGAUCCAGCCCGAACCGCUAGCACUGGCCGGAAAACAACCCCGGAGUCCCGCACAUCUCUCCCGAGAGGCGGAGGAGCCGGCUGCCGCUGUGGGGAGGUGUGCGGGGCAGACAACAGGUGUCUCCUGUCUGUAUGUGACAGCAAUCCGAGUGUCACAUGAGUCAUCCGACUAAUCUCCCGGCCGAGCAGCAGAGACCUCUCCGAUAGUCCAAGUAUCAUUGACCGUCCGCCAUGACUGAAGAGUUGAACUGUAGAUUCAGCAAUCUGACCCAGGAUCAAAUCACCAUCCUCAAUCAGGUUCUGACUGAGGUCGUCCCCAUCCACGGCAGAGGGAACUUCCCAACCAUGGAGGUGAAACCCAAGGAUAUCAUCUGUGUGGUGAAGGAGCAGCUAAUAAAGAAGAAAAUCGCAAUACGAGACAUUCGCCUCAACGGCUCCACAGCCAGUCACAUCCUCAUGCGCCAGAACGGGACCAGCUGCAAGGACUUGGACAUCAUUUUUGGGGUGGAGCUUCCAGAUGAUCAGGCCUUCCAGACUGUAAAGGACAUUGUCUUAGAUUCUCUCUUAGACUUUCUUCCCAAAUGCGUCAACAAGGAGAAGAUCACUGCCCUCACCAUGAAUGAGGCGUACGUCCAGAAGAUGGUGAAGGUGUCCACUGACCACGACCGCUGGAGCUUAAUCUCACUAUCCAACAACAGUGGGAAGAACGUGGAGCUGAAGUUUGUUAACUCUCUCCGCAGGCAGUUUGAGUUCAGUGUGGACUCCUUCCAGAUCACCCUGGACUCCAUCCUGCAUGUUUACACCGAUGAGGACUGUGAACUGACCCCAGAUACCUACCCCACUGUGGUGGCCGAGAGCAUGUACGGAGAUUUCCAGGAAGCAAUGGAACAUCUCCGGUGCAAACGUAUCGCCACAAGGAACCCCGAAGAGAUCCGAGGGGGUGGCCUUCUAAAGUACAGCAACCUCUUGGUUCGGGAUUACAAGCCAACCAGUGAGACGGAAAUCAAGUCGCUGGAGCGCUACAUGUGUUCCCGGUUCUUCAUAGACUUUCCUGAUGUGACCGAACAGCAGAGGAAAAUAGAGUCCUAUCUGCGCAACCACUUCAUCGGAGAAGAGAAGAGCAAGUACGACUACCUGAUGACCCUGCGCACGGUGGUCAAUGAGAGCACCGUGUGUCUGAUGGGUCACGAGCGCAGGCAGACUCUUAAUAUGAUCACCAUCUUGGCUCUGAAAGUGCUUGGAGAACAGAACAUCAUCCCGAACACGGCAAACGUGACCUGUUUUUACCAGCCCGCCCCCUACAUGAGCGACAGGAACUUCAACAACUAUUACAUACCUCAGGGCCAGUCGGCCAUCUUCUACCCCCCCUACCAGUUUCACAUACACCUGCAGAGCGGACUGGUGUAGGAAUAAAGAUUUCCCCGAGCGCAUGUCGUCUGUUCUGCCAAAUCUCACUUCAUGGAAAACCUCAUGCAAGCUACAUCUAUAGAAUCAUUCUACAUAAAUGGCAGAGACACGCUGUACAUACAUGGCUUAUCUAGUACUGAGCAUGCUCCAGAGCUGAACUCACUCUUCUACCGCUUGUUAUCGGAGACUGGCAGCAGGCACCAUACAAGCUUAGUUCAGCUUGUAUAAUGCAGAGGACAUCUGCCGAUUUUGAUCAAGUGGGAAAUAUAGAGACUGCCCAUACUUCAGAGCUGCAUUCCCCAUUCUGCACAUUUUGAGAUAAGUGAUGUAUGUGCACAGUGGCUCUGCAGUUCAUGGCGAUGAGGUCUGUGACCUGGAGAAUGCUGACCAGGACUGGGGCUUUUUUUUUUUUUAUGAGACCGCAGGGGGCGUUCAUUCUGGGACUGCCAAUGCUGCGGUGCCCGGAGAAGCUGCUUGUACUGGGGAUUCGUGUCAUUAAUGGUUUCCUUUUGUUGUCUUUGCUGUUUUUUCAGUGUCUUAAGUGUUUUUUUGUUUUUUAUUCUUAUGUCGGGAUCUUCGUGCUGUGUGUAAUCCGGGACGGGGGCGCUGGAGUCUUCUCAUCACCUCUUAUAUCUUCUCUGAACUUUUUUUGUGGUCCACCCCAGCCAGUGCAGUGUCACUGAUCCCAAGUUCCAUCUCCAGUGCCAUCCAGAGCUGCACUCAUAAUUUUGCUGGAUUUGUCUGUUCUCAGUGCACUUGCCGAUCUCCCUGCUGGCUCAGUGUCAUUACAGAGGAUGCUUUGCUGCACGAUGGGUGAUGUAGUGAUUACAUGGGUCAGGCUGGUUCUCUCAGCAAACUGCUGACACCAACCAGCAGAAUACUGACUGCAGCUCUGGAUGUGGCUAGAGUAUAAGUGGAAGCCGCUCAGCACAAAAAGUGUAGCAGACGUCCUCAGCCAUGUGGGGAUUAUCAGUGUUGUGUGGUCUUCCUAUCAAUGAUUAUUACUGGAUGACCCUGGGUGUAACCUCCAGAGGGAGGGGCUGACUAGAUGAGCCCAGGUGUAACCUCCAGGGGGAGGGGCUGACUGGAUGGCCCCAGGUGUAACUUAUAAAGGGAGUGGCUCGCUGGACGACCCAGG